Molecule: messenger RNA, 13464 nt
Organism: Plasmodium vivax (malaria parasite P. vivax)
Lineage: Eukaryota; Apicomplexa; Aconoidasida; Haemosporida; Plasmodiidae
Exons: 2
Coding region: 1-13464 (4487 amino acids)
Source: RefSeq, a predicted model, not a curated record
AUGAAUAAUGCGCAAGACAUAAUCAAUUUUAAUGAACAGGUUGUAAAUAGAUAUAGGCAUUGCAGCACUAAUGGCGACAGCAGGUGCGUUUUGCAGCCUGGUAUUUACCCUGUUGACGAGGUUAAAAGGGCCCCUAGGGGGGAUGUUCCCCGGGAAGGAAGCACCUGUGUAAUAAUGGCCCAUUCGGAGAGGAGCUUAAUUUUGGUCAGGCGGCUUCCCAACUUGGCAAAACACGCGCAUCACGCAGAUGGUGCACAUUACGCCGAUCAAGCACAUCACGCAGAUCACGCAAAUCAUGCACAUUAUGCAUAUCGCGCAGAGUGCACAAAUUAUAGAGGCGCCGUUUCUCGGACGAGGCCCCCGGACCUGCAAAUGGUGCAGCGCAUAACGACCUGGCUCUGCUUAAAAAUAUACCUCUCCGUUUACAUGUACAUAACCAGCUUGAGGAAACUGUCCUUUUUGCUGUUGUGCGAAUGCUCGGCUUAUGUGGCCAAGAAGUGCAGACUCUACAUGGUAAGCAAGGCAUGCGGGGAAUGUAAAGCCACAUGCAGGCAUGCCAUGCGGACGGAAGGGGAAGAAAAAAAAGACAAGCAGGUUGAUGCUGGCCAAUUAGACCGAUCGGCAGGAAGGGGACACAUGAGUGACUGCCACCGAAUGGAAAAUAAUAAACGCACAAAAGUGGUAAAAAAAAAUGAUUACCACGUCGAUUUUGUUUCAAGCAAAUUCUCUAUAGAUAAAUUUGCCCCCGUUGAGAAGUCCGCUUUUACGUUAGCGAGAAAGGUGGACGCUCCAAACAGGGGAGACGAAGAACGAAGGAGAAUACGCUACCGUGGAUGCGCUAGCCAUGUGUACACGGAUGAGAGUCCUAAAGGGAGUGGAGGAAACAACUCCUGCACUAGUAGGCGAAGUAAUGAUGAGGAUACAUCCGCAGCCAAUGUACCCAGCAGAAGCCGCGCAGUUGGAAGGGGACGAAUUCAAGUGGCCUCCCCCCUUCUGGUAAGCAGCAAGGGAACAUACACAAAGAGAAGCAUAUAUAAAAAGAAUAGUAAAAAAUGUACAUUUCACGAGCAAACCAGGUUUAAUGCUUUCAAGAGGGGUAUCGCCAUUCACCCAAAUGGGGUUUAUACCUGUGCCAGAAAUGGAGAGUACCUCAAUGUAGAGGUAAAUGGAAAAAAUGAAGACCAUGUUGGUGAAUCUUCUGACGAAUUUGAAGAACCACAUGAUGCUGUUUCGCAUAGCCCGUUCAACCAUUUAAGUGAAGGCGUCUUCGCCGAAGAGGAUAAAAGAGGGGACUCCCCUAUUUCUUUCCACCGGGUGGUGCAAAAAAUGUUAAAGAUAUACGUCAUGGUGCCAACCCCCCCUCGCUUUACCGAAACGGUAAGCGAUUUUUACAAGCCCGUUACCCAUUGCGCAGUUCUUAUGAAAGAAUCCUGCGAUUGGGGAGAAACCUUUUUGAUUACCCCUUUUCAUGUUUUAAAAAUAAUUCUUAAAAAGUUAAAGAGACAUCAUUUUUUUGUCACUUUCGAUUUAUGUUUUAAGUCAAGAGUUGCAUCAGAGUGUGAUCGAAGGAGGGCAUUCAUUCCAUGGGUUAGUAAAAGCUCAUCAAUUAACUACCCGGACGGGUUCAAAUUCAGCACACCGAUACUACUCGAGAUAUUUUUAAGUUUGCCAGAGGUGGCACAAGAGUGUCAUGCAAAACGUUUUAAAUUUUUUCUUCCCCCAUUUUGGAGCAAGCCCUCAGUUUUUUCCUCCUACACAUCCGAUAAAAUUGAUUCUGCAGUUUUCCUCCCAAUUCUGCCCCCUCCUUUGAAUAGAAAACGUUUUAAAAACUCAGGAAAGCGUGCCCACCACAUUUUAAAAAAAAGAAGAAAUUGCACCAGCAAUUUUGGACGCGCGUUUAUCAGCAACCUCCAGUUAAGUGCAAAGCAAUUUUGCAAAAAGAAAUAUUCAUCCCCUUCGCGAAAUCGGAGAGUGAAAUUUCGCCCAAAUGUGCUCAUGAUGGGAAAGCACAGAGGGAGGGAAGUUUCCAAACGUAAGUUUAUACGUCGCAGGGGGGAAGCUCUCUCCGUGAUGGCGGAGAGGCCGCUCGCGAAUGUGCGCAGGGUACGCGAGAGCAGGGUGAGUGGGGCGGCGAAAGGGGCAAACGAAGCUGCAAAACGGGCAAACGAAGCGGCAAAGCGGACGAACGAAGCUGCGAAGCGGGCAAAUGAAACUGCGAAUCGGGCGAGUGGCCCGGAAAACCCCGUCCAAAUGACCGUGUCGAGGGCCAGGGAACUCCUGCCCAGAUCGGAACCCCUCAUUGAGCGAAAACGUCGCUUCAAUUUUAUCAAAAACAAAAUGAAGGUGUCCCUUUUGUUACUCAAAUGUUAUGAUAUUUUUCCCGCCAAAUAUGCGCACGUGAAAAUACAACGUGUGGAGCUAAGGGGGGCCAACUGCAGCAGCAGUGCCUGCGGGGAUGCGGGUAAUUCCGCGAUGAGGAAAUGCCCAGGGGGGAGUGGCAACAAGGGGAAAACAGAAGAUAAUGGGAAAGGCGAGAAAAGCGGCAAACGAGGUGGUAGCAGCCAAGGUAGCAAACGCGGUGAAGGCGGUCAAAGCAGCAAACGUGGUGACGGCGGUCACGGCGGCAAACGCGGUGACGGUGGCCAAGGAGGCAAAAGUGGUGAUAGCGGCCAAGGUGGCAAAAGCGGAGACAGCGGCGGUCGAAGCAGCGGCAACGGAGACGACAACGAUGACGAAAAGAACAACAAGAAGAGGCACGCCGAUGAUAAGGGGGAGAAGAACGACGAGGCGAAGGAGAGCGGGAAGAAGGGCAGCGGCGCCAACGGGGAUAAUGCUAACAGUGAAAAGGAUAGUGGGGGCGGUGCUGGAAGCGGGAGCGGCAAAGCCAAUUCGAGUGAAGGCGCGAAAGAAGCGCCUAACGGGGCACCCAACGGAGUGUCCAACGGAGCCUCAAAUGGAACUUCAAAUGGAACCUCAAACGGAACGGCAAACGGAACCGCAAACGGAACCACAAACGGACCCCCCAACGCCGACGGCAACGCCAAGAGGAGGAGGAGCGAAAAGGGGAAGAACAGAAGCAAAAGCAAAGGCGACAGCGCAGGCGGCGGGCCGCCGAACCAAGCCGCCGCGGGGAAGGAUGACAGCGCGUCGGUGAAUAACGAGACCCCCCCCCUGUUGAACAACGAAAAGAAAGAAACGGUUAAGCGGAAAAAGGCAAACAAAACAGGGAAGAAAAACGGAGCUAGUGAAAAAAAUGAUAAAUAUUCAAUGAACCUGCUAAUCGCAGAAAAUGCCUAUAAACUUGUAAAAAAUGGAAGAGUGUACAAGCCAGCGGAGCCAGUGAGCAGCUUCCAAUCACACCACAAUUUUAUGCUUAGAGAAAUGAUGUGGAUGAGCAUCGAUUAUUAUGAAGAAAAAAGGUGGAAGAAAAAUGUGUGCAAACGAUUUAGCUAUCAAAUGAAUAAUCACGUUGAAGACAGAAAGAAAAAUGACAAACAUUUUAUUUCUUCGCAGAUAUCGAAUGACAUUAAGAUGUUUUGGUUUUUCAUUCUAAACGAGGUGAGGCCUGACUUAGUGCCCGUGGAUGUGGACCAUAAGGUGAAAAAUAAAAACUUGCUCAAGAGGGAUUUUUUUAAAUCCGUUAGGAAGAAUUUUAAAAUGGAAGGAAGUAGUCCUUUCACUGGCGUUGAAGUGAACCCCUUCGCUUCGGCCAAUGGUGAGCAGUUGGCUAGCCAGGCCGUGGAAGACGGUGAACGGGGUGACAAAUGUGGCGGCCCCUUGAAGGACUCCAGCGCCAGUGGCAUUCUAAGCAUGGCGCGCAGCGUGUUUUCGUUCAACUUUAUGAAUAAAAGGGAGGCGCGCGGCAUAGGAGGCAUCGCCAAGGGAGGCAUCGCCGAGGGAAGCAUCUGCAAAGGGAAAAUCGACGCGGACGCAGAGCGGCCACCCCCGAGCAGCCCCCAGAUAGAUGAAAAGAUCGUAGAGGCGUACCAAAAUUACGAUCAGCGUCUUAUGCUCUUCGAGGAAAAUGUAAGCAGGGAGCUGCUAGGCAAACACGAGCCCCAUAGCAGGAGGGGGAUUGAUUAUUGUGAAAACUAUAGGAUGGAGGAAUACACCUACAGGAGUGCCUACCAUUAUAAUGACGAUUAUGGGGACUACUAUUUGUGUAGCACAGACUACCUAGAUUUGAGUAACCAUCUGUAUAUUUACUGCUUGCUCUUCAUGAGCAUUUCGCUAAUGGAAGUGAAUGAAAAUAUUUUUUAUAACAAUGAAAAUUUAAUUAAUGAUGGUCAUGGUAUGUACUCCGAUGAGGAGGAGGGGUCGACGGCCCCUUUUGGAGGAAAGGCCAAACUGAUGUUAAGGCAAAACGAGGCUAUUGACGAAGUGGGUUACACCAAACAUGAGAAAAAAAAGAGAAAAAAAAAAACGAGUGAUAGCAACAUUUGCGGUGAUGUCGCCGAUCAGGGAGAGCAACUACAGCAGGUGGAAGAGGCCAAACGGAAGAACUCUGCGAAGCAUAACACAACGAUCAAGCUCGAAAUUGUAAAAAAGGAAAGCAAGAGCGAAAUAGGGGAAUACGAUGAGGAAGUCUACAGGGAGUAUGCCAGGAACCAUAUCGAUUAUCAGCAUAUGGGCGAUGGAGACGAUUUCGAUGAUGCGAGAAGGGUAAACGUAAACGACUACGCCGGCCAUAUGAAUCACAUGGAUCACUACGAUGAGAUGAGGCAUAUGAAUAGCAACAUGGUAACCAUGACCACCACUCCCCUGAACAGCGUGGACGUCAACGACCUCCUCGUCAUUCCGUAUUCCGCGUCCGACAGCAUAAUGGGUAAAGAAGGAGGUGGUAAUACCAUACCAGAACAAAACAUGAGAGCAUAUCUAAAUGAAAUAAAACAAAAAAAUGUCAGCAUGUACAUGAAUAAUAUGGAGUUAUGUGGGGGAAGAACCUACCCAUUCGAAUUAGAAUAUAUUAACAACGCCAAUAAUGACAUUCGCCUGCCGCUACUGAACAUGACAGAGUAUGACGAAUACACCUUCUUUCUGUACCUGUUCUAUUUGAAAAACUCUCCCUAUGUUUUAAAAAAACAAAUGAUAAAGGAAAAGAAAAAACGGAAAAGAGAUUUUUCAGACGUUCCCUCAGCCAAGAAAAGGACCCCCAAGCGAAGGUUAAACAAAGCGGAAGAUGAUAAGACAGUGGAGGCCGUACUGGAGAACGAAAAGUGUAAAACAAGCGAGCAACCGCCAACAAAUGCGGAGGUAGAAAAUGCGUCAUCGUUGAAUAAUGAGGGUAAAGGUGCAGAGGAAAAUGACCGCCAUUUGGAUUCCUCCAAAAAGGAUGACCACGGAAAAGGGGGAGCUAAAAAGGCAGGGGUGAAGGAUGAUGGCGGCAUUAAGAACAAUCAACUCGCUGAGGAGGGACUCCACUCUCGAGUGAAAGAAGGCAAGGAAGGAUCCACUCCCACGGAGGAACAGGCGGAACAGAAUUUAAAAACGUGGAAGGACACGAAGGGAGAGUGGGCCAGCGACGAGGUAAAUUUUCUCCUCAUCCUUACAAAGACGUAUAUGAAUUAUGUGAAUGCCGACUGGACGCACGCGGGGGCACAUACCGGUGAGCAGCAACCUUUCGGGGGGAGUGCUGACAACCCCGCUGCGAAGAAUCAUUUGGGAGUGGCCUCCAGAAGCGGGAUACAUCUGGGAGAUGCGCAAAAUGGGGAUAGCACUACUGCAGAACAGGGUGGAGCAAACCACGCCGAAGUGCUACACAUGAAAGAAAGUAACAACAAUGGUAAUCGUAACAGCACCUGUGGGGGAGGCCUCACCCCCCACGAGGAACAUAACAGUGAGGGACGUGCAGGAAAGACAAUGCCGCCAAUAGGCGAGGUGCCCCUAAGUGGAAGCUACAUUUACUCCAUUAACUGGAACAUCAUAUCCCUAGCGCUCGCCUCGUACAACAAAAUUAACCACGUGUAUGAAGUGACGAGGACGGCGGAGGAGUGUAAGGAGAAGUUCUUUUCUCUCUUCCUGGGUAGCAGCUACGUGGAUGUUAAGACGACUAGCCUGCAUGGGGAAAAUUAUUUAGAAAACAAAAAAAAGCUGAAGAAGGGUUCGAAACGGCUGAAGUUCUUGUCCAUAUUUCCCCCCCAAAGUGCGAACAGCUUGAUAGGCUCGUUUAACAGAUAUAUGAGCGAACAGAUUGAGAUGCAGAGGCAGCGGGAGAAGGCGGGCAGCAUGGGGAGCGGCUGCGUGGGGAGCGGCUGUUUGGGGAGCGGCUGUUUGGGGAGCGGCUGUUUUGGAAGUGACCCAGGCAGAGCAUUAACGGGCUCCCUCCAACUGGAGGAAAAGCAAAACGGAGGUGAAAAACCCCACGAAGGCAAUGGCUCCAAAAAGGACCAACCCAAUCACGAUGUGGAAGAAUCGGAGGGGAAAAAUUCCAAUGGGGAGGAGUCUGCCCUCUUCGACCAGCCGAGGAAAAGCGAACUGUUAAGUGGAAUAUUGCAGCAGCUGUCAAAAGGAAGCGCCCUUCUGAACGGCAAAGAGAAUAUAAGCAGCAAAUUGAGUAGCAAAAAGAGUAGUCAAAUGAGCAGCAAACCGAGCAACAGCUGCGCCACCGAACAAAACACCCUCUACAGGAUGAACGAGUCGGAGGAGGAAUCAAAUGAAACCACCCUUCUCUUUAGAAACGCGAAUUUUUUCUCCCAUUCGAGCAAGAAGGAGAGCCUUUUUAACAAUUUAUUAUCGCACAUUUCUAGGCACUCCGAUGAAACAUCUGAGGAAGACACUGACUGUGGGAAGGACAGCUUCUUCAGCUCCAGUGACGCGGAUGAUUCUACAACACUGAAGCUGGACGAACUGUCUUCCAUCAAAUCGGAUCAUUUGAAAAAUGGUAUGAUAAAGAGGAAGCGCCCCUUCGGAGGGGAUAAGGAGGAUGAGCACCGCGAGUGUGACCAAAGCGGGGAUAGCCAAGUGGAAGAAGGGGGAGUUCCAAGUGGGGGGCCAUUACAUGAUCGCCCCGAAGUGGAAACUCAGCAUGAGCACCUGUUGGAGGGACAGCAGCGUAACCCGGGGGAAGGCACAAAUGGGGAAGAGGCACAAAUGCACGAUUCGAACUGUCUGCAGCGGAAGGGAGAUGCUCCAUCGGUGGAAAGCCAAAGGAAAAGUGAGUGCCCAUUUGGGGAAAGGAAAAAGGAUGGAGGUAAAAUGGAGGAGGGUGACAACCAUGCAGGGGGUGACUGUGCACUUCCCAAAGGGAGAAACGAACCGAUGGAAGAGCAAAACGAACGAAUGGUGUGCAAUGGGGAAGACGAACCCCUUCUGCACGACGUGGACAGUAAGGAUGACGUGUGCACAUCAAACUUAGGCAACCACUCGGUGACCUCAAACGUGGGGUCAUCCACAACAAGCAAUGACAAACAAAUAGGGGGAGAAAGCGAAUCGGCCAAUUUUGCCAACCUAAAAAAAUGGCUCAACUCCAUUUGUAGUAAUAAAAAAAACGUGAACGAAUUUUUGGCUCUACUGAAAAAUGACUAUCUGGUUAAAAAUAAAAAGUUUUAUAAAAUCAUUCAGAAUUUUUUAAACAAAAUAAAACCUGUUGUAGGGUACUACGACCAUUUGUUGGACUCCCUAAAUAACGAAACUAGCUGUGAAGUAUCAAAUAAUGAACCCGUGAUGAAUAAUGGGUUCUGUGCUGAGAAAAUAGACAAAGAGUUUGUAAAAUUGAUUAAAAAAAUAAUCGAAUAUGAUAAAAGGAGAAAGAAUAAAAGCAUAAAGAAGUUAAAUAACUCUUCUGAAAGUAGCGAAAUUUACAAGCUGAACGAAUUUUUUAUUUACUCUCCGAAUGAAUCCUACAACACUGUUAACGAUUUUGCACAACAGAUACUGAACUAUGUGCCCUACGUGGAUGAUAAGAAGAAGAUUAACAUUAAGAAGGUGAGAAAAAGGUUCCAAUGCAAAAAUUUAAUUUCACAAAUUUUGCUAGCUGACUACAUUUUGGAUAAGCUAAAGAAUUUUCCGGUGAACAGCUCUUUGCUGCCGACUCUAAAUGGUAAGGCGGUGAACAGCUUGCUCUCCGAGACGAGGUUAAAAGCGUACACGAAAUUUAUUAAUGAUAACUUGCAAGAAUGUGAGGACGUCGUUAAGAUGGAGAGGUGCUUUGCCCAGACGUACGAAGGGAAGAAGGAGGAAGAGUUCGUGCUCAACAGGGACGGAUUACUCAGCGGAAAGAGCGCAACAAAUGGAGCAAAUGUUAAAGUGAAAAGGGAGAGUGACCGUAUGAGUGAUGACGCGAAUGAGAGUGCCCCGCCGAUGAACAAACAGACGCAGGAGAGGACAGACCCCCUCCCAGAGCAUAAUCCGUGGCUGCUUAAUAAGCAUGGAAAAGUUCCAGACCAUGCAGGAAACGAAAAGGAUGACACCGGUGCAGACAUCGCGGGAGCUAUUCCAGUACGCAUAAAAAUGGAGCACACAACCGCCCCGUCCAACGUUAACAAUUAUGAGGAUAAUCAUAGUGCUCUUUUGCGAAGUGGUGUGUACGACGAUGCGAACGUGACACCCCCAGGGGUGAGCAAUGGAGAGCUGGAUAGGGACAAUCACCACGGCAUUAUACAUAUGCAGGGUAACAUAAACAGCGCGAAUUUGGAUGCACCCCUGGAUGGUCAAAUGGGAGUUAACGAACCAGGAAGGGAAAACGACUACAUCAGGAUGAACCACCAAAUGUGCGAAGCGGGUAGUGACCAGUUGGUUAAUCCUGCAGCUUUUAGCGAGAUGCCCGUGUACCAAACGGUGAAGGAGGAUGAGCAGAAAAGUGAAGCGGCAAAGGGUAUUGGGCCCCCCAGUGAGACCGGCAUGUACGGCGAUCCCAACUCUGGCAGUGUUAGCAGCAAUGGGAAGAACGGCGCGAAGAACGGCGCGAGGAGCGGCGCCAAGAACGGGGGAAAGGGCGGCCCCAAGAACGCGGGAAAGAGCAGCGCGAAGGGCGCUGGGAAGAGCGGCGGGAAAGGCACUGGGAAGGGGGGCGGCCGGGGAAGCGCCAAGGGGGGCAGCAAGGAAAACGGCAAGGAAAGCGGCAAAGAUAAUGCCAACGAAAACGGCAAACUUGCUCCUAGUGACAGUCUGCCCACGCUUAACGAACCGAGCGCGACUAAAGACACGGGCAAGACGAAGCAACCACCCGUGCCGCCCACGAACCCGUUCAAUGCCCCCUCCCAGGAAGCCAGCAGCGUAGACCAACAGAUGCAGAACCUCAGCAAAAAUGAGUUCUUCCUAAGCAACAGACAGAAAUCGCUACCCAUAAAAAAUAUAGCCAAGACGAAUAAAAUAACAAAGUAUAAAACGUCAAUAAGUGUGUCCAAUUUUUCUCGAGAGCUAUUUAAAAAUAAUAGCAUUUUAAAUUAUUUAUCAAAUGGCAAUAAUUACCAUGCCAAUAAUGCACUAGAAAAAGUGCCCCUGAAAAAUGGCCUACCUGUGGGUAACUUGGCUGUAGGGGACCAGGAGGCAGCAUAUGCUGCCCCCCUGGAAGGAGAUGCCACUGUAGAUAGUAAGAAUCGCCAACCGGAUGAACAGGUACCCGGCAUGCAUAGCAGUGCAAUGAAUAAUGACAUGAUGGUGCCCCUUCACAUGUCAAAUGGACAGCAUGUGCUAAGCCAUGACUCAGGCAGCUUCCCAAACAAGAAACAGAAGCUGGUAAACACGAAAUAUAAUGGCACCCCAAGUAAAAAUGCGACGCUGGAAAAUUUGAACAAGUGCUUUAUUAACCAAACAGGUUCUCCAGUCAAUGCCGUGCAGGAUUACUAUAUGCUUAACCAGUCUCCGGCGAAGUGGAACAAGGGUUUACCCAACGCGGAAGGCAUGAAAUCGAAUGCUUCUUCGUUUUCCUACCAACAGAUGCAGAAUUGGGGAGACCCCCAAUUUGUCAACAAGGGGGACACCCCGCCUCUUAUCAGUACGAACGUACAGGUGCCCAUCUCAAGUGCGGGCGGCGCGCACAGCUCCUCCAGGAAUGGCAGCGCGAAGAACAACAACUCCAAGGGGGGCAGAACCUCCAAGAACGGCAGCUCGAACAGCGCCCUGGUGCACACCGCAGGCAGCGGAAUUGGCGCAGUUAGCGCAGUUAGCGGUGUUAGCAACGGUUUCGGUAACAACAGCCUCGGCAACAACACCCUCAGCAACAACGGCCUCGGCAACGGCGGGGUGCCCCUGUUCGCGCGGCCAAACGGUGAAGAGGAAAAAUUCGCGUCGCCCAUGCACGCCGCCUCGCAAAGCGGCAAGUACAUACCGCCCAACGGCAGCAACGGGCAGAUGGGGCAGAUCUCGCAACUAUCGCCAACAUCGCAAAUUUCGCCAAUUGCGCACAGCAAGCCUGCCAUGUACGAGCCCCCAGAGCUGUGUGCCAAGAAUGUGCCGGCGAACAACCUUCCGAGCAGUAGCUCCAAUUCGCGCCAAAUGGAGGUUGCGCCCAGCGGGUCAGGCAAGAAGAUGCAGCAGAUGCAGCAGAUUCAGCAGAUGCCGCAAAUCCCGCAAGUGCCGCAAAUCCCUAUGAACAACAAUGCCCUAAACGCGGAAAAGAAAAUGUACUCCAUGUAUAAAGAAAAUCAAGCAAGAGGAGGGGCGGUCGGGUCAACUGCAGUGCCGGGGCCAUCCGCCUCCUCCUCAAUAAGCAGAAUAAACGAUGACGCAUUUUCCAUCAAAUCGGCAACCCCAAGUAACUACUCAGCAGGGUAUGGAGCGAACCAACCAGUAAUGCAAGAAGGGGAUGCAAAAACGAGAAUUCUACACGAACAAAUGAUGAACAAUCAAGACCUGUUAAGUUCUGACCAGAAACUUUUUCUUGAUGUUAGCAACAAAGGUAAUACCAUUGCAAAUUAUAAUUACCCUACCAUGGCAAGGUACCCUAGCAACAGCAUUCAAAAUGUGAAUCCUCUAAGUAGUGACAAUAGCAGAUCAAAUUUAGGAGCUAAUUAUAGCCAUGGGAAUUUGCAAAAUAUGAACCCUAAUUUUGUACCCUCUAAUGUAAUGCACAGCCAGAGUAACACCUCACCAAACAAUGGAAGGUCAUUGCUGCACCACCCUGUUCACUCUCUUUCUAACUUGGUAAAUAUAAACAGCAACAAAUUAGACAGCACUGACCCGUUGAAUUUUUCGAAUGAUUCGUUUAAUAAAAAUAUGAGUUGCUCAAAUUUGAGUAGUGUAAAGAGCGAUGGCAAUGAUGAGAAGCGGAACCUCUCCUCUGGUGCCUUAAAGGCCGGUGCAGAUGGCAGUUCGCACGUGUUUCAGAGCAUACUGCAGGCGAAGCACCAAAGCGACCUGCAGGGCUCCAUCCCAGAGAACCUCAAAGCGCAGCCGAGUUUCGUGAAUAGUAGUAGCGGCGGCGCCGUUAGUAAUGCCAUCAGUAGUGGUAUCGGUAGUGGUAUCGGUAGUGGUAUCGGUAGCGGCAUCAACAGCGGCAUCAACAGCGGUGGCGUCGGUUUUGUCGACGCCGGCGCAAUGUCCGCCCUGCAACAGCCCCACAUGCACAUGAACGACCCCCAAAACAAUUACAUUUUUAGCGCCAGCGAAAGAGACCCCAACAGCCUCGCAAACAUGAGCCCCCAAGGAUCGAAUGCACAGGGAUUCAGCCAGCCCAGUCAGCCGGGUCAGCCAAAUCAGCCAAGUCAACCAGGUCAACCAGGUCAACCGAACCAGCAGAACAUCAACGUGAACGGCGUGAAGUACCAGAGCGCAAACGUGCCGAAUAGGAAACAGGGAGGAAGCGUCAAUUCCUACGUCAACCAGAUGAACUUCAUUCUCCAAGUGCUGAAUCAGUUAAAUGCGACCUCGAAAGGAAGUAAUUCGCCAAACGGGAACCAGCAGGGAGUGGGGAAGCCCGCUAUGGAGCAGCCCGCUGCGAACCAGCCGAGCGGCAGCCAGAUGGGCAUGAGUCAGACGAGCGGCAGCCAGAUGGGCAUGACUCAGCCGAGCGGCAGCCAGAUGGGCAUGACUCAGCCGAGCGGCAGCCAGAUGGGAAUGAAUCAAAUGAACGGCAACCAGUUGGGCAUGAAUCAACCAAGUAUGACCCACCCGGGGAUGACACAACCAAACAUGGCUCAGCCAAACAUGCCUCAGCCAAACAUGCCUCAACCAAACAUGCCUCAGCCAAACAUGCCUCAGCCAAACAUGACGGCGCCUAUCUUUGGCCACACAACCAGCAGUGUCGCCUCGCCAAAUGGGAACAAGAGCAUGAAUAUAUCCCCAUUUCACUCGCCAACUAUGAAGGGAAAAGGCGUUAAGCAACCAUUUAGCGAUAGUAGUGUAAACAGCCAGAAUAUGAUAAACAUGGGCACCAAGGGGAACUUACCAAAAAACAUCAUUCAGAAGAUGCCUCCGAAAAAUAUAUUCCCAUCACAAGAUCUUAUUCAACAGAAGUUACUACAACAACAACAGGAGCUACUGCAGCAGAAGUUACAGCAGCAAAAAAUGCAGCAGGAAUUAUUUCAGAAGGCUUACAGUGAGAAAGAAAACCAGGCAAGUCCAGCCCAAGGGGCAUUUCAGGAAAUGCAUAACCAGUGCCCACCUGACAACCUAAUGCAGAAUGAUCAAGUGAGGCAGCAGAAGUUGCUUCAGAAACUCCAGCAGGAGCAAAUACAGAAGCAGCUUCAGCAGUUGCACUCCCAGCAACAGUUCCAGGUGCACCAGAUGCAGCAGCAGUUGCAGCAAAUUCAAAUGCAGAAGCUCCAGUACCAGCAGCAGGAGUUGAAGAAACAUAUGGAGCAGCUGCAGCAAAAGAUCCCCCUGUCUCAGCAGAAGUUGCACCAGCUGUAUAAUAUGAAACAAAAUAUGAUGUUAAGUGAAGAGAACGAGAAGAAAAACAAACAGAGGCAAAUUAGCUUUCCCCUAAAUUCGCACGUGCCCAACAUGCACAAUUUGCAGCAACUGAACAAAGGCGAUGAGCUUCUCUCGAAGGAAAAUCUGAACAGCAGUAUGGGAGGAAGCAUGAGCGGAGGUAUGGGAGGCAUGGGAAGCAUAGGAAGCAUGGGCGGGUUGAGCAACCUGGGCGGAAGCAACAUGGGGGGAAGCAACAUGGGGGGAAGCAACAUGGGCGGAAACACCAUGGGGGGAAGCAACAUGGGAGGAAGCAGCAUGGGGGGAAACUCCAUGGGCGGCAACUUGAGCGAAAGUGCGCUGUACAUGAUAAAUAGGAAGAUGUCAAAUAACCUGAACAAGCUGAACAACGCGGAUCACUUUUUUUCCUACGACUCCUUUCAGCAGUCGCUUCCCCAGAGCAAAAUUGACGUAAAAGACAUGAGGGCGCAUGACGGGAAGAGUAUAAAUGAAAAUAAUAUGUUGUUAAACCCAGCCCAGGCAAGAGACAUGUGCAGCAACAAUAUGCCCCCUCGCGUUCUGCCCAACAAUAUGCCUCCAUAUAUCUCUCCCAACUCUCCAUAUAAAAUGAAUCAUCAUAAUAAAAACAACAUGAACAAUAACCAGCAGCAGUAG